Molecule: messenger RNA, 912 nt
Organism: Procambarus clarkii (red swamp crayfish)
Lineage: Eukaryota; Metazoa; Arthropoda; Malacostraca; Decapoda; Cambaridae
Source: RefSeq, a predicted model, not a curated record
AUGCUUAUUUUAGUACCAUGUCACACCCUAUCACCACGCCCAUGUCACACCCUUCACCACGCCCGUGUCACACCCUUCACCACGCCCAUGUCACACCCCAUCACCACGCCCAUGUCACACCACAUCACCACGCCCAUGUCACACCCCAUCACCACGCCCAUGUCACACCACAUCACCACGCCCAUGUCACACCACAUCACCACGCCCAUGUUACACCCACGCCCAUCCACACUGACGUUCGGUCCUGCAUCCAUGUCAGACACACGUCAACUCAAAUGUAAUCCACGGCCAUAUCCAACACCCACCUGCCAUCCAAGCCCAGCCCAUCUGCCAUCCAAGCCCGACCCACCUGCCAUCCAAGCCCAGCCCAUCUGCCAUCCAAGCCCGACCCACCUGCCAUCCAAGCCCGACCCACCUGCCAUCCAAGCCCGACCCACCUGCCAUCCAAGCCCGACCCACCUGCCAUCCAAGCCCGCCCACCUGCCAUCCAAGCCCGCCCACCUGCCAUCCAAGCCCGACCCACCUGCCAUCCAAGCCCGACCCACCUGCCAUCCAGGCCCGACCCACCUGCCAUCCAAGCUCGCCCACCUGCCAUCCAAGCCCGACCCACCUGCCAUCCAAGCCCGACCCACCUGCCAUCCAAGCCCGACCCACCUGCCAUCCAAGCCCGCCCACCUGCCAUCCAAGCCCGACCCACCUGCCAUCCAAGCCCGACCCACCUGCCAUCCAAGCCCGACCCACCUGCCAUCCAAGCCCGACCCACCUGCCAUCCAAGCCCGCCCACCUGCCAUCCAAGCCCGACCCACCUGCCAUCCAAGCCCGACCCACCUGCCAUCCAAGCCCGCCCACCUGCCAUCCAAGCGUUACACCCACACGAUGCACCUCUCACUUUACACUAAUGAAACCUUUUAA